Molecule: messenger RNA, 1272 nt
Organism: Scophthalmus maximus (turbot)
Lineage: Eukaryota; Metazoa; Chordata; Actinopteri; Pleuronectiformes; Scophthalmidae
Gene: mblac1
Product: metallo-beta-lactamase domain containing 1
Exons: 2
Coding region: 176-916 (246 amino acids)
Source: RefSeq, a predicted model, not a curated record
UGAAAGGUGCUAUAUAAAUACGAUUAUUAUUAUUACGAUUUUUAUCGUUAUAAAUUAAAAACAUAGAGCAGCAUUACAUGUGAAGUGCUGAUUCAGUAAAAAAUGUGUAUAAACAACAAAACGUGCGGUAAAAAGCAGCGUUAUAGGAAUGACAUAACUCCAGAACGGGGCGGUAAUGCAACGUAAAGGAUGCAAGCGGCCCCUUAAAAGCCCGCGGCGAAGAAGAGCUUCCGCCACGGACGGGACGGGCAUGUCGCGGACCGACGGCGAGCGGCCCACUGGCCAGGUCCAGACAGUCGAACUGUCACGGUCCCAGGUGGACUUCCCCGGCGAGACGUACUCCGUGUCCGUCCUCAAAGUGGGAUACUGCCUCCCCCAGACCGACGGCACGUUCAGAGCCGACGGGACCGUCACGCUCAUAACGGGACCCAGGACCGUCCUGGUGGACACCGGGGGCGCGUGGGACCGGGACUUUCUCCUCGCGUCGCUGAGGGAGAGGGGUCUGGAGCCGGCAGACGUCGAGCUGGUCGUGGGGACCCACGGACACUCGGACCACAUUGGGAACCUGGGACUAUUCCCCACAGCGGUGACGAUCGUGGGGCACGACGUCAGCCGAGGGGACACGUACCGCCCCAACGGGCUGGCGGGCGGCCACGCGUACGUCGUCGACGAGCACAUAUCUGUAGUUCCCAGUCCAGGCCACACGGGGCAGGAUGUCAGCGUGCAGGUGAGAGGAACCUCCGCUGGCACUGUGCUUGUUGCGGGGGACUUGUUUGAGUGCUGCUCCGACGAGGGCAGCUGGCAGCAUCUGAGUAUGAACACUGCAGUACAGGAGGUCAGCCGCCAGGAGGCACUACGCACUGCUGAUGUCAUCAUCCCGGGACACGGCCUCCCGUUUCGAGUCCUCAGGAACUGAUGAACUGGCCCAGUCCAGGGUUAUGUAAGCGGAUGUAAGGACCAUAUACAAACCAUGUCGAAAAGUAAGGCGAGAGAUCUCUUCACUGGAACGGCGACAAGGUGGAACUGAUGUAAUGCCUUCACCACUGGUAGACUGGUGUGAAAACCAGGAACCAUCUUUGAUACAAGAUUAUUUGACGUGAUUUGUUUCCUUUUUGGUCCCUGUCUCAUCCAGUAACAUAGAGAAGGUGGGGUUUAUGACCUAUACUGCGGCCAGCCACCAGGGGGCGAUCCAGAUGAUUUGGUGUCACGUUUGGGGAGCUGCCAUGUCAUACAGUCUAUGUUUCAAAUGAUAAAAUCUCAUUUAAUUGUAAA